AAUGGAUUAACUUUAUUAUUAUGAUUGAAAUUGAUUACUGGAUGUUUCAUUCAAUUAUUUUUGUAACCCUCAGCAAAGUGUUGAUUUAAUAUGGCUUUUAUGUGUAUUGAAUUUCAGUUUGCGUAUGCAAUUUCUUAUCAACAAAAGCGCGGCUUUUCCCUGUAUUUACUGGCUCUCCUGAGGAGAUUGCAACCGGAUUAGCUAAGAGAAGCUGGCUGAUUAUUAACGAUAAUCUUAGUUACUCGCUUGCCGCCAAAGCCGCAGCACGAUGAGAAGUGCGUUCUCUGGCCAGUUUGUCCAGCUGGGAGCAGCUUUGCUGGUUCUACUGGUCCAUUUUGUGACUUCACAAGAUCCGGAUAUAGUAAAAACCUGCACUUCCUACAAGAAGAGCGUUUGGGAGGAGACCUCGGAGUUCAGCUUCUUGAUCGAGAAUGCUCCGAUUAUCUACAAGACCUUGGACAAAUGCACGAGCUAUGCACCGCUCGUAAUCGGCGGAGGACCCGCCUUGCCCAAGGAGUUCCCGCACGCAGCGCGCCUGGGACAUCGGGAAGACAAUGGCGAAGUUGAGUGGUUCUGUGGAGGAACGCUUAUCAGCAACCUGCAUGUGCUCACGGCAGCGCAUUGCCUCUACUCGCCGCAGGGAUCAGUAAACAUCGUUCGCCUCGGGGACCUGGAAUUCGACACAAACAACGACGACGCCGAUCCGGAGGACUUCACCGUAAAGAACUUCACCAUCCACCCGGGCUAUAACCAUCCCGCGAUCUACAACGACAUAGCUGUGGUGCGGCUGGGCAAACCCGUAACCUUCAAUGAGUACAAGCAUCCCGCGUGCCUUCCCUUCGUCGACGGACGAUCGGUCGGCUCCUUCAUCGCCAUUGGUUGGGGUCAGUUGGAGAUCGUUCCCAGGACCGAAAACAAACAGCUGCAGAAGGUGAAGCUCUACAACUACAAAACGCGGUGCAGCAUGACGGCGGACAAGAAUGAGGAGCUGCCCGAGGGAUACAACGCCACCACCCAACUCUGCAUCGGAUCUAGCGAGCACAAGGACACCUGCAACGGCGACUCCGGUGGACCAGUGCUGAUCUAUCACAAGGAUUACCCCUGCAUGUACCACGUAAUGGGCAUCACAUCCAUCGGAGUGGCCUGCGACACACCGGAUCUUCCGGCCAUGUACACCAGGGUACACUUCUACCUGGACUGGAUCAAACAGCAGCUCGCCGAGAACUAGUAAAGAAAAUUAUAUCAAGAAUACAAAAACAUAUUAUUUAAAGACUUUGAAAUUUCACAACCAUUAUUAUUAGUAUCAACUUUAUAAUAAAUUGAAUAGUUUUUAUUAAACGCUUGUCAAAAACGAAAUAGAAAUAAUGUUUGUUGGCUAUAUUUUCAUAGGAAACCAUUAAUACAGAUCUGGUAUUAUUUCAUUAUAGUUUAAAUAUCAUUAUAAGAGAUCCAAAUAUAAUGAUUACCCGGUUAAAUA
Drosophila biarmipes is the source of this 1477-nucleotide messenger RNA. Its product is annotated as serine protease snake. Gene Ontology annotation, biological process: proteolysis. The coding region runs from base 269 to 1228 and encodes 319 amino acids. Gene Ontology annotation, molecular function: serine-type endopeptidase activity. The transcript is spliced from 3 exons. The record is from RefSeq and is a predicted model, not a curated record. NCBI's taxonomy places the organism in Eukaryota, Metazoa, Arthropoda, Insecta, Diptera, Drosophilidae.